UGUCCGAUCAGCUCGAGUGCCCUCCUACGCUUCUUUAGGUUCCUCUUCAUUCUUUCCUGAACUGCACGACCAGACCCUCGAUUCGAUCCUCUCCUCCCGUUUCUUGAUCUCGAAAUCGCCUUUCCCGAUCCUUGGUGUCGUUCGCGUAGCUUGAUUUUCCCCGGUUUGAUCUCGGUUGCGUCUUUUUUUUUUUUGGGAGAAUUCGAGGGAUUUCGGUGCUGUUUGCGCGCGAUGAGGAAGAGGGAGAGGGAGAAUCCAUGUGGCGUCUGCGGCCACUACCACAAGUAUGAGGAGGGGGAGGUCUGUGGAGUGUGCGGCCAUCGGAUGCCGGCGGCGCAGGAGCGCUCGGUGCAACAGGACAGCGCCUUCCCCUCAGAGAUCCUCAAAGAUCUCCUCUAUCUAGGAAGCUAUGACAACGCGUCCAGGGGGGAGCUCCUCAAGACCCUCGGCAUCUCCCGCAUCCUUAAUACUGUGCCUGCAUGCCAAAAUCUAUAUAAGAAUUCUUUCACAUAUCAUUGCCUCCAAGAUGACAAGCAUUUACAAUUUGACGAUGCAAUCCAAUUUUUAGAGCAAUGUGAAAGGGACAAGGCACGUGUUCUUGUUCACUGCAUGUCAGGAAAAAAUAGGUCACCAGCUAUUGUAAUAGCCUACUUGAUGAAAAGUAAAGGAUGGCGAUUUGCUCCAAGCUAUCAGUGGGUUAAGCAUCGUAGGCCUCUGGUGGAGUUGUCGCAAGCUGUCCAUCAACAGUUGGUGGAGUUCGAGCAGAGAAUAUUUGGAUCCAAUGAGCCUGUGCCAGUCCAACCUCUGUCCCUAUCAGAUUCAAUGCCAUGUUUCGGGUUUGGGUAUCCCAAGUCAAUUGGUAAUUCUCCAGUUCCAAUGUUCAAUCAGCCGGGCAUGCCAUCCAUCUUCGAACGCACUGGUCCAAACACCACUCCCAGUAAUUUUGUUUUUGGAGCUGGGAGGAAUACGGAGCAGAAAAUCGUGGAAAGCAGUGCUUUAAAUGUCAUCCCCCCAACUGGGAGUGAAACCCCAAUGGACAGCUCGUAGAGAGUUCAUACAUCCUGUGUGCAUCCUGUGUUGCCUGGCUAGGAGUUGUAGAUGGACGUCUUACUUACAUCUGAAGCAUGGAUAUGAGGUAAAAAUAUUUUGCAUUCCUCAGGUUUUGGUCCAGAUUGUACUUUUAGAAAGAAUGGAUGGGGUAACUCGACUUCUUUUUGUAAUUUGUGGAAUCAUAUCACAGAACUGUAACUCUAUUGUAAUGCUCAAAUAACUCCUUGUCUAUAUCAAUGUUCAUUAUUCUGGAAUUUUUAUUCAAAA
Molecule: messenger RNA, 1317 nt
Organism: Elaeis guineensis (African oil palm)
Lineage: Eukaryota; Viridiplantae; Streptophyta; Magnoliopsida; Arecales; Arecaceae
Product: protein-tyrosine-phosphatase IBR5
Biological process (GO): auxin-activated signaling pathway; protein dephosphorylation; abscisic acid-activated signaling pathway
Cellular component (GO): nucleus
Molecular function (GO): MAP kinase phosphatase activity
Source: RefSeq, a predicted model, not a curated record